AGACGCGGUGGCCGCCGCGCGCCUGCGGGGAGCUGCUGACCCGCUCCGCGAGCCCGUGUCCCGCACGCACCGCCGCCAUGGCUACAAAGGACCCCACAGCCGUGGAGAGAGCCAACCUGUUAAACAUGGCUAAACUGAGUAUCAAAGGGCUCAUCGAGUCUGCCCUGAGCUUCGGCCGCACGCUGGACUCUGACUACCCUCCUCUGCAGCAGUUCUUCGUGGUCAUGGAACAUUGUCUGAAACACGGCCUGAAAGGGAGAAAAUCAUUUUUGAGCUAUAACAAAACUAUUUGGGGCCCCCUGGAACUGGUGGAGAAGCUGUACCCAGAAGCAGAGGAGAUCGGGGCGAGUGUCCGGGACUUGCCUGGGCUUAAGACUCCGCUUGGCCGUGCUAGAGCGUGGCUCCGAUUAGCCCUCAUGCAGAAAAAAAUGGCCGAUUACUUGCGUUGCUUAAUUAUCCAGAGGGAGCUCCUAAGUGAGUUCUAUGAGUACCAUGCACUGAUGAUGGAGGAGGAGGGAGCCGUGAUUGUCGGGCUGCUGGUCGGCUUGAACGUGAUUGAUGCCAAUCUGUGUGUGAAGGGAGAGGACCUAGACUCCCAGGUUGGGGUGAUUGACUUCUCCAUGUACUUAAAGAAUGAAGAAGAGAUCGGAAACAAGGAAAGGAACGUUCAAAUCGCCGCCAUCUUAGACCAAAAGAAUUAUGUUGAAGAGCUAAACAGACAACUCAACAGCACAGUCAGCAGCCUCCAUUCAAGAGUGGACUCGUUAGAAAAGUCAAACACUAAGCUGAUCGAAGAGUUAGCAAUAGCGAAGAAUAAUAUCAUAAAGCUCCAAGAAGAAAACCAUCAAUUGCGUAGUGAAAAUGAGCUGAUCUUAAUGAGAACUCGGCAGCACCUGGAGGUUACCAAAGUGGAUGUAGAAACGGAGCUUCAAACAUACAAGCAUUCCCGGCAAGGCCUAGACGAGAUGUAUAACGAUGCCAGGAGGCAGCUUCGAGACGAGUCGCAGCUCCGACAGGAUGUGGAGAAUGAGCUAUCAGUACAAGUUGGCAUGAAGCAUGAGAUGGAGCUGGCCAUGAAGCUGUUGGAGAAAGACAUUCACGAGAAACAAGACACUCUCAUAGGCCUUCGGCAACAGCUGGAAGAAGUCAAAGCAAUCAACAUUGAGAUGUAUCAAAGGCUGCAGGGCUCUGAAGAUGGCUUGAAAGAAAAAAAUGAAAUAAUUGCCCGACUAGAAGAAAAGACCAAUAAGAUCACUACAGCCAUGAGGCAGCUGGAGCAAAGAUUGCAGCAAGCAGAGAAGGCGCAAAAGGAAGCAGAAGCCGAGGAUGAGAAAUAUGCCCAGGAGUGUCUGAGCCAAUCCGACAGUCUGCAGAGACAGAUCUCGCAGAAGGAGCAACAGCUGGUGCAGCUGGAAACGGACUUGAAGAUCGAGAAGGAAUGGAGACAGACUUUGCAAGAAGAUCUUCAAAAGGAAAAAGAUGUCCUAUCUCAUCUUAGACAUGAAACCCAAAAAGUCAUAAGUCUUAAAAAAGAGUUUCUUAACCUCCAGGAUGAAAAUCAGCAGUUGAAAAGGAUUUAUCAGGAACAAGAACAAGCUCUGCAAGAACUUGGCAGCAAACUCUGCGAAUCGAAACUUAAAAUAGACGAUAUAAAAGAAGCCAACAAAGCACUACAGGGACUGGUCUGGUUAAAAGACAAAGAUGCAACCCACUGUAAGCUUUGUGAGAAGGAAUUUUCACUCUCCAAAAGAAAGCACCACUGUAGAAACUGCGGAGAAAUUUUCUGUAAUGCCUGCUCUGACAACGAGCUGCCUUUGCCUUCUUCACCAAAGCCAGUGCGAGUCUGUGAUUCCUGCCAUGCAAUGCUCAUUCAGAGAUGCUCCUCUAACAUGCCAUGACUUGGAACUCCAUUCUCCUGCACAGCACCACCUGCAGCGAGGGAGGGCUGUGUGCCCAGUCAGUACUGUACCUUGCCUCCAGCUCACAAACAGGUUUCUAAGUUAUAUGGGUUAGUAUUCCGUCCCUGUACUUAAUCAGAUUUUAAGAUAGCAUGUUUUAGCACUACUUCAACUAUCAAGUAACCUUUAACAAAAGGUCAGAUAGCAGAGCUAAUGCACAUUUGCCUUACCUUAUAGAGGCCUUUUUGAGAACAAGGCCACAGCUUAUUUGCUUCUGAACUGAUGAGUAGGCACUUGAAGGUGCCUGUCUCUUAAUGCACUUUAGAAAGCGUCACAAUUCUCAGAGAAAAACUGGAAAUGCAUUCACUUUAUGUUAUAUGCCGAUUUAACGGUUUUUAAAAUGGUGGCCCACGCCUUCAAUCCCAGCACUUAGAUGCAGAGGCAGGUGGAUGGAUCUGAGUUCAGUAAGGCCACCCUGGUAGAAAGAGGAAGUUCCAGUCAGGACAGCCAGACUGUCCAGGAAGACAGACUGAAUCAAAGUUGUUUAUUUUUUACCAUAAGCUGUCUUGCCUAAGCUCUGAAGUGCUGGGAUAUAGGUGUGUGCUUCCAUCCCAGGUCUGUGUAGUCUUCAUUGUCUGGUAAGAUGCUAAUUUAGUUGUAUUUAUUUGCUUGUUCUUCUCCCUUCUCUACAAUGGAAAAGACCAAUGAUUUAAUCCCUUCCUUUCCUUUUUACUUGCCCACAUCUUUCAUAUAGUGGACUAAAGGACCAGUGGUCUGGCCUCUAGCUUUUCCUUCACUUAUAAUCAUCAUCCUUAUCACAAAUACUAAUUUUUAUAAAGGGUCAGAUUCCAAAGGAGAAAACAUUCCUACCCAGGGAACAAGGGGACCGAAUGAGACCACAGGCCUUUAAAGAUUGAUUCUAAGCAUUAAAAUUAAGAGGACUGCUAUGAAAGAAUUAAGUUUCUCCACCCUCAGUUCUCUUAAGAAUAACUUCUAGGAAGCAUUACACUGGCAUAUUUACGCUUGCCCACAGUAGAAUUUCACCCUCUAUGUGUAUUAGGUACUUUAGAUAGUAGCUCCUUAUUUUUUCAAGCGGGGGUGUGUGUGGGAGACACGGAGCAUUAAGUUACUUAAAUCAUGACCAUUUAGGAUAGGAUCUUUAAUAUAUUAAUUUCCAGCCUUAUACUUUUAAGUCUAUAAAGCCUUUCAAAACUCUAGUGAUUUUACACUCCCAAGAACACUGCUCAGUGACUGGGUAUUUUUCUGAUCCCCUUUUCUGCAGGAUCUUUUCAUUUGCUACAUUUCAGUAAGUUUUUGUAAAUUGCCAAAAUUACAAAACCAGUAUUUACCAGCUUCUGUGGUCAACUUAAAUUCACUCCGACAGAUUUCUAGAUGUUUCUUUUGGAGACAGGGAAACCCCAAGUUGGCCUCCAACCUGGUGUGCAGCAGGGGAAGACCUUGAACUGCCUGACUUCCACAUCUCCCAGCUGCUGAGAUUACAGCUGUUGAGUGUUUGUAUGUGGUGCUGGGGAUGGAGCCCCUGAUACUUUGUACACAUUGGCCAGGUACUCUACUAACUCAGUUACUCUCCCAACCCCAGAUGUCAUUAUAUAUAUAUAUAUAUAUGUAUGUAUGUAUGUGUGUGUGUGUAUAUAUAUAUAUAUAUAUAUAUAUAUAUAUAUAUAUAUAUAUAUAUAUAUAUAUAUAUAUAUAGUGAAAACCUGCUGGCACACACACAAAAAAGAGACAAUUUAACUGCUUUGUACUGAUGGGGAUUACUAGCAUCUUUCUUUCUUUCUUUCUUUUUUUUUUUUUGAGUGUAAAUGAAAAACUUCAAAUACUUUAUUAUGUGCUUUUUAUUACCACUCAAAAUUUGUGUCAUAAACAUGGGCCUUUUCUGGAGCAGCACUAACGAGUUCCCCUGCUGUGUGUGAGAUAAGAAUAGAGCUGAGUGGUAGAAUGGUUGCUUAUCGUGGCUAUUAAGGGCCUGGAUUCUCAAUUCACAGCACUACCACCAAAAAACAUAAAACCACCCAACUUUAAAUUUAGGAUAUCCUAUUUAUUACAUAACAUUCACAAUUCUUAUUUUGCAGAAAACUCGUGUCAUUCCCUUACUUACCUAGCCAGUACUACCACAAAGAUGUGAUCAUGGUGCCAAGGAAUUGCAAAUGUAAUUCUGAUCUGUAAUGUUUUUAAAAUAAAUGUGAAUUUUAUAAAUCGAAGAUCUAAGAAAUUAACACUUACUUAUAUUGCUUUAAAAGACUUGUUUGUAUCUGCUUAUGUGUGUGUGAAUGUGUGCCAUGUGUGUGCAGGUGACCAACGAGGCCAGGAAAAGGCAUUGGACUUAAGCGAGGCUGAUCACCUGAUGUGGGUGCUGGGAACCAAACGGCCCUCUGAAAGAGCAGCGAGUACUCUUUAUUUAUUUAUGUAUAUGAGUACACUGUAGCUGACUUCAGACACACCAGAAGAGGGCAACAGAUCCUGUUACAGAGGGCUGAGCCUCCGUGUGGUUGCUGGGAAUUGAACGCAGGACCUGGAAGAGCAGCCAGUGCUUUAACCGCCGAGCAUCUCUCCAGCCCGCAGCACGUACUCUUAACCACUCUACCUACUGAAGUACUCUUUAGCCACCUGCUUUGAGAUGUAAGAAGCUUGAAGUGCUUGUGACUUCUGUGCGAGGUGUGCAGGCACCAAGUUAAACCCAUUAAGACAGAAACUCACUGUUUCAGGCCGACAGGCUCCAAGUGACAUGCUGUGGCAACUCUCUCUUCUUAGCAUGGGGGAAAAAAAAAUCACGCCUUUGUAGUUACUUGAUCAGAAACCUCAAUUUGGCAUCCAACAGUAUAUUGCCUUUGCUUCCCAAAUGCUGGGAUUAAAGGCAUGGUGAUACUUGAUACCAAUAACUAACACAACAUAUUCUAGGACAGACAACAUUCCCAUGUUGACAUUUAUUACAUUAAUAACAUAUCUAGCAAAAAACAAGUAACUCAAUAACUGAGAUCACACUGACAGGUUCAUUUUGAUCCAUUAGCCAAUUUGGGGAAAAGUCUUAUUGAGCAAAGUAAUAAAAAGAUUAGUAGAAAGCACGUUUUCCUUCUACACAGGGCACUUAACUACUCAAAGCCAGUUUCAGACGCAAAACCAGCUACAGCAUUGUUUUAUAGUCUCCUAAAUGUAGUCAUUUAUACCAUUAUAAAGACCCUGUUUUCUUGGGUGAGAAACUGAAAAUACAAGUAAGCAUAUACCCAUUAUAGUAAAUGCCCGUGUAUUUACAGAGUUUUUCUGUCAUUAUUAAGAAUUUCAAACUACUCCAACAAACUCAAGUUUUGGGAACCAUUUUUGGUAUCUUAGUCAAGUGCUAUGAGGGUUUUAUACCCCUACCCCCAUUCAUAAUACAAUUUGUGAAUAUUUAGAAUCCAGAUACGUCUUGAAUUAUUCAGAGCUAUGCUUGAUAAAAGAGACCGAAAAGAAUACAGAAUUAGCUUAUGUUCCUGAAACCACCUGAACGUAUCUUUAGGCUUUUUAUUUACAGUAUGUCCAGGGGUGAAAGGUAGUGCUACCCUAGAUGCCUACUUAAGACUCGCUGUCUUGCCCUCUAUCACUGCACUAUGCUAACAGUAAGAUACAUUAUCCCAAAUCUUAUGAAGGCAGCACAUCUUUAGGAGUACCUAUAUAUAAAAAGUAGCAACAUCAGUGGUUUGAAUAUAAAAAUUUAUUUAAGUCAAAGUAUGCAACAAAUGAAACAACCUACAGAAAACAGAUUUUCCCAUCGCAGUCUGUUGCUUUACCAAAUAAUAUAACACAUUCCUUCAGUCGUUAUAAAGUUCUUGAAAUACAAAAGAAAUGAAAUCUGUAAGAAAGUCUAGUAGAGCAGGUGUGUUAGGACGUGUACGUUGGGGUGGUGUUGUCAGUACAUCCCACGCCAUCCACCUCCACUCAUUCCACCUUGCCCAUAGUAACCUCCACUGCCUCCACCACCACGACCUUAAGAAGACAGUAAGAACCGUCCAUCAGGAGACAUCCAUGUCUUUAAAUGAAGGACACUACCACAAUACAGAAACAACUACUUACCAUAGCCUCCCAAGCCAUCAGGAGCACCGUAGCCUCCGCUGUAGCUGUUCCCCAUCCCCAUUCUCCCAACAGACCCGUAUCCUCCUUGAUUAUCUGCACACAGAAAAGAAGCCACAGAGGAUGACUGCCUUGUGGAGUGGCCAACACUUGCUCAUUCUACACAAUUUACAAACCUAGGUUUGGAAGGAUAUGCUGAAGCAUCAAGGAGAAUUGUGAGUUUUGGGCCAUCCUGUGUUACAGUGAGGUGCUACCCAUCACAAAUACAAAACUAUACAUACCCAUUCCAUCUCUGCCAUAGCCUCCCAUUCCAGAACCUCCCAUUCCAGAGCCACCUCCAGGAGUAGAAUUCAAGAAGAGUUCAAUGUAUCGAUGUUCUUUUAAAAAAAAAAAAAAAGAUGGGUGGAAAAGGUAAGAGGAUUAGAGAAAGGAAUGCUAGAUCAAAGGUAUUAAAGUUAAUUUAUAAAACUAAUUCAAACAGCCACUAAAGUUUAAGCAUUAUUAGUAGGUCAAAUGAUUUUAAACCCUAGGGUCUACUACAGGCACUUUAACAGUAUUUCAUAAACUGCACACACCUGUAAAACAAGCAUAACAAAGAUACCACUUACGCAUGUUGUUUUUAUCUUUAGACAUGGCAGCUACUGCAUCUUCAUGUGUCACAAACUCUACAUCUGCCUCGCCUGUUGCUCUGCCAUCGGCUCCAAUGUCAAUAUGAACACGUAUUGGAUUGAGCGGUGAGAAGAACUAAACAGAAGUUAUUCAUUUUAAAAUUCCAGUUAUUUAAAGUUAGCAUAUACUUCAAUUUUUUUUCCCUAGUCCACUAAAGUAAACUACUGAGAGUCUAAAAGCUGCAGUAUUGUAGAGGUAGGCUAGUCAUCCUUUGCUAUGGAAGUGGUCAACUUAGCUCACACAGGGAAGGAGUACAUAUUUUAAAAUGCCAAAAGUGCUGCUGCUUUAAACUAAGGUAAUAGUACAUUUUAAGUGAAAACUGUCCAACUGUGGGAUCCAGCUCCCCUUUAGAGAAAGUGUGCAUUAUCAGGGGUAUCUGAGUUUGGGAAUGCUUCAGAGCCUACUACUAAAAGCAAGCUGCUUCCUGACUGACUCUUCUUCACACAUGGGUGUUGUUUAUUUUUAAUGCAUUUUUUUUAACCUGCUUAAAAUUCUCAUUAGGUCAGCAUAUAAUGGGCACAAAACAUCUAUGUGCACAUUAGGCAAAUAAUCAAUCACUAAGUGACAACCUUAGCCUGAGUCUCAACAAAUAAAAAAGAUGAGUCAGCUGGGCAUGGUGGCUGCCUGUAAUUCCAACAUGCUCAAAGCCAAGUUAGCAUUAGCAAAUUCUAGCCCAGUUUGGCCUCCCCACUACAAGUAAUUACUACUAACAAAAAAAAUAAUAAAUACCCACUAUAAAAGC
Molecule: messenger RNA, 7374 nt
Organism: Mus musculus (house mouse)
Lineage: Eukaryota; Metazoa; Chordata; Mammalia; Rodentia; Muridae
Gene: Rufy2
Product: RUN and FYVE domain-containing 2
Exons: 18
Coding region: 78-1898 (606 amino acids)
Cellular component (GO): nucleus; cytoplasm
Molecular function (GO): metal ion binding; SH3 domain binding
Source: RefSeq, marked validated